AUGGCGCCGAUGGAAGACUUAAAGAGCAAACGCAAAGGACUGCGUGCCCGUUGCACGAGGGCUAUCAACCGCCUUAAAGAGAACAUCGAUAAGGACACGAUUUCGCUGCUGAGACUUGAGCGACUGGAUGCCCUUGCAGCGGACUUUAGACAGGCAUGUGACAUCAAUACUGAUAUGAUUUCGCUGGUGGAGGAAGAUUCGACGGAUGCUGAUGCAUUUGUUCAUUGGGAGGCGGAACUGAUUGAGGUGUAUUACAACUUUAUUGAUGAAGCCGCUGCCCAUCAAUCGAAGCUGGCCAAAGCUCGGCCACCUUCCCCCACAGCUUCUACUAGUGGGCCUGCAUCCGGUGCUGCUGUCAUCACGUCGCCCCCUGCUGGACUGGUUCCUGUGUCAUUGCCGCCAGUCACUGCUGUCAUCACGUCGCCCCCUGCUGGACUGGUUCCUGUGUCGCCGCCAAGCGGUACUACUGCUGCUGCUGCCACGACGGCCCCUCCUGGGCUGUUUUCCGCCUCGCUGCCGACUGUUCCUGCUACGUUGCCACCCGGCUUGUCCCCAGUGAUGACUGCUGCUGGUCCAUUGUCGCUGUCAAGUACACCGUCCAUUGGUGUACCGCUUGCCAGCCCGUCUUCGAUUCGGUCUGGUGUUCGACUCUCUGCCGGAGUCGCGUUGGAUCCAGAGCCCACCUUCGACCGGUGGAUCGAUGAACUGGUGGAGUUUCAAGAGAGGGUAUUGCCCGGUGGUGUCAGUGGUGAAUUGACUAUAGCGUCUGCCCUCUAUCGCAUAGAGGCGGGUAGAGACAUUCCUACAUUAAAGAUAAAAUCGUUCAGCGGUAAAGCGAUCGAUUAUGUAGACUUUAUCGAUAGCUUUAAACUACACAUUCAUGAGAAACCACAUCUCAAAGAUGAUGCCCGUCUUGCGCAAUUGAGAAUGCAUCUCUCUGGUGAUGCUGAACGUUUGAUAGCUGGUUUAGGAUGUGCAGGUGUGAUGUAUGCAACCGCGUUGAAACAACUUAAGGACCAAUUUGGGGCCCGCAGUGUAGUUGCUCGUGCCUUUAUUGAUAGAAUUGCAAGGGGUAAAAAGAUUGAUAAUUCUAGAGAUGCACUUCGUGAUUUCUCCAUUGAUGUUAUUAAUGUCAUCGCAGGUCUGCAGCGCCUCCAGUACUUCGCUGAUGUGAACGCCGUUGCAACUCUACGCCGCAUCGUCCAGCGUCUCCCUGAUUACCUCAUUGACAAGUGGCAGGACACAGCCGCCCAUAUUCGCGAGCGUGACCCUAUACGCGCGCCAUCAAUAACCGAUUUCCUACGCAAGAAAGUCAGGGCAAAGUGCGACCCAGACUUUGGGGAUCUCCGCUCCACUGACAAGGGUGUUGCUGGUAGUAAGUAUGAAAAGCAAGGUACCGGUAGUCGCUCCUUUGCUGCGCAGGCUGUCAAGUAUAAGUGUUACAUCUGCUCUGAGCCACACAAGGUGCCUGAGUGCCCCACAUUUGUCAGUAAUUCAGUCUCAGAACGUCACAAUCUUGUCAAGACACAUAAUCUGUGUUUUUCAUGUCUUGUCAGGGGUCAUCGAUCUAAAGACUGCAGGUCGAAGAGGAAAUGUGGGAAAGCUGGAUGCACUAGGUGGCAUCAUGUGAUGCUACAUGUUGACUCUCCACCUCCGAUUGUCCAGUCUGCUCCUUUUUCAGGUUCUGCCACAGCGGCUAUUGACAAAAAUGGUAUUCUGCCUGUAGUUAGGGUGUUGUUUAGGGCUGAGAAUGGUAGGAUCAGGCAGGGGAAUGUCUUGGUUGAUUCAGGGUCAACGACCAACAUUAUCCGGAGGGAUUUUGCAAGAGGUUUGGGCCUCCAGGGCAAGAACGAGCCCAUUGAAGUUCAAGUUGUUGGUGGGUCACAGCAGGGCCAGCAGGAUAGUCGUAGACUAAAGUUCUGGAUUUCCCAUUUGGAUGGAGGGGAGGAGCACUUAGUUGAGGCUCAUGAGAUGGAUUGCACAGUAUCUGAGGUCUCACCUUUGAACAUGGAAUAUUUGCAUUCAUUUUCUCAUCUCAGGGAUUUGAACAUCUCCCACCCUGGUGGUCCAGUCGACCUAAUAUUGGGGGUUCAGUACAGUCAUCUCCACUCAGAGGAAGAGGUCAGGCGUGGAUUGGAUUUUGAGCCCAUAGCCAAGCGCAUCCCACUGGGUUGGUAUGUAAUCGGUUCUGAGGGGAAGGCCCCUAAGCGGCUGUCUGUGAAUCUGGUUAGGAAGGUCGAUAUGUCUGACUUGUAUGAUCUGGAGGUGCUUGGGGUCAGAGCCCCAACUUGUCAAUGCCCUGUUGAUCCCAUGUCCUCAGAGGACAGGAAGUCUCUAGCGCUGUUGGAGAGAUCUGUGAGUCUGGAGGGGGACCGAUACAUGAUCGGUUUACCCUGGAAGAGAGAUCCCUGUCUCUUGCCUGACAAUUAUUGCCUGACCAAGAAGAGGCUAAUCUCUUUGGAAAGGAGUCUGUCUCGUACUCCAGAGAAGGCUUUGCUUUAUGAUGCCACCGUCCAGGAGUAUGUCGACAAGGGAUGGGCCGUAAGGGUUGACCCCUGUGAUCUUGAGAAGAGGCCUAGGUUUUAUCUGCCGCAUCAUGGCAUAUACCGUCCUGAUAAACUCAGCACACCCCUAAGAGUAGUCUUUGACCCAGCUUGUCAGUUCCAGGGUGUCUCCUUAAAUUCUUUUCUAUAUAAGGGCCCAAAUUUGAUUGGAAACUUGUUUGGAGUAUUGCUUAGGUUCAGGGAGGACUUAGUUGCUAUUGUGGGUGACAUCUCUAAAAUGUUCCUUCAGAUUUUGUUGAAGCCUGAGGAUACCGAGGUGCAUCGUUUUCUGUGGCGAAACCGGGAUGACACAAGAGACCCUGAAAUCUUCAAGCUGACCAGAGUUGCAUUUGGUGAUCGAUCAUCCCCUGACAUGGCGAGCCUAGUGAUGUUGAAGAUAGCUGAGCGCCACAAGACGUCUCAUCCGGAGGCUGCCCAGGUCCUAGAAGAAGAUCGAUACGUGGACGACCUGAUACAUUCCUGUGGAAAGACAGACGUUGCCCGAGGCAAGAUGAGUGAUCUUGAUGAAAUCCUAGCGACAGGGAGCUUCAGAGUCAAGGAGUGGUACAUUUCUCGUGGUAUCGGUAAACCUGAAGGUCAGCCAGCUAGUGUGCAUAGUGGUGAGUCUAUUAGUCUUGGAGGUAGCGGUAACGAUAGCGUCAAGACCCUUGGGGUCUCUUGGGAUCAUAGCACGGAUUUUAUCCAUUUCAAGGUGAAGGAUCCACCUGACUCGUCUUUGACUAAGAGGUCUGUAUUGUCUCAUCUGUCAACUCUCUUUGAUCCACUUGGUCUUGCUACCCCAGUCACAAUCACUGCCAAAAUUGCCAUGCAGGACAUUUGGAGACUCAAGGACUUUGGUUGGGACACUGGUCUGCCCCCCGACCAGGUUCAGCGAUGGAAUGAGAUUUUCUCCAGUUUCAAACAACUUGAGACAGUGUCUGUCCCUAGGUCAGUUAAACCAGACGACGCAUUUGGAAUUCCCCAACUUCAUGUUUUCGGGGAUGCCAGCAUUCAUGCAUAUGGAGCUGUUGCCUACAUGCUGUGGCCAACAGCUGAUGGUAUUAGCGUCCGCCUGUUCUCGUCUAAGGCUAGGGUGGCCCCACUCCACCAAACCACAAUUCCGCGCCUUGAGCUUGUAACAUUUUCGGCAAAUGUCGGGUUUCAAAAUUAUGUGUCCCUUAAACUAUCUUAUACAUAG
Messenger RNA from Lineus longissimus, 3741 nucleotides. RefSeq lists its product as uncharacterized. Gene Ontology annotation, biological process: proteolysis. Lineage: Eukaryota; Metazoa; Nemertea; Pilidiophora; Heteronemertea; Lineidae. Gene Ontology annotation, molecular function: zinc ion binding; nucleic acid binding; aspartic-type endopeptidase activity. The transcript has a single exon. Bases 1 to 3741 code for a protein of 1246 amino acids. The record is from RefSeq and is a predicted model, not a curated record.